AUGUCUCUCCAAAGCAUGCCGCAUCCACCAGAAGGCAGCGGCUACGAGCCUCGUUGCCACACCACUCGAGUCCACCAAUCAUUAGCCUCUGAAACAGAGCCUCAUGAAACAUCCCCUUCCUCAAACAGUGGCAGCGGAAGUGGUGACAGUGACGGUGCCAACUCGUGCUCCAGCACCGGAGCCAGUUGCUCCACUCCCAGAGUCUGUAGACGAAUGACAACCUCGCGGACUCCAGAGGCAAGCUAUGCCGAGGUUCGCGAGUGUAUGGGCGAAGUCUGCGAUGUCAGUAGCACCAGUUCCACGAGCACAACCAGCAGUCUCGGCAACGCCGCAGGGACGCGGUCAGAAGGCAUCGCCGUGAGUAGAACGAAAGGCAGUUCUGGCGACGGAGAUGUCUGCCGGCCGGAUAGUCACUUCAGUGCCGGUGACUUUGAGGCUCCUCGAUCCACUACACAGAGGUCGGUCAGCUCUGAAGACAAUGUCGAGUGGUCGGCUCUGAUGCCCAAAGUUCGAGCCCCUGAGGUUACUCAACAGCUGAACAGCGAUCCUCUCUCCGCUUGGACGGAUUUGCAUCGCGACGACCCAAGCAGACACCAUCGGGUACUUGAUCUUGUACUGGGCUCUGGGACUCCAAAUCAGGAUCCCCAUACCCUCUCCCACAUUCAUGCUCGCCUGUGCGUGUCCAGCUCGUGCAAAAGCGUUUUGAAGCCCUGCCCUACAAACCGGGCUUCUCAGGAAGAGAGUUGUAAACUUCUUCCGUCUCGCUUAAUCGGAUAG
Messenger RNA from Protopolystoma xenopodis, 777 nucleotides. The record is from the annotation of a GenBank genome assembly. Lineage: Eukaryota; Metazoa; Platyhelminthes; Monogenea; Polystomatidea; Polystomatidae.